Molecule: messenger RNA, 1205 nt
Organism: Macroventuria anomochaeta
Lineage: Eukaryota; Fungi; Ascomycota; Dothideomycetes; Pleosporales; Didymellaceae
Exons: 4
Coding region: 14-1024 (336 amino acids)
Biological process (GO): translation
Cellular component (GO): small ribosomal subunit; ribosome; mitochondrion
Molecular function (GO): structural constituent of ribosome
Source: RefSeq, a predicted model, not a curated record
GACGACAGCAGCAAUGGCGGCGCCGAGAUGUAUGCGCUCCUUUAUGGGGCCGGCGAAGAGGACCAAGAUGACACAUGGCUCCCGCCCCUUCUGCACAACGACUGCGCGCAGAGAAGCGAAGGAUGACGAAUCGCGGAAGGUCAUGGCCGACCUGAGGGCCGACGUAGAGAGCGGGAACAUGUCGCUCGGGGAGCGGUUGCAGGACAUGAACCUCGAUCCUGGCGAGUACAAGGCUCUGUGGAACAGCCAGAAGAAGGCGGCAAAGCGAGCCGCGAAGUGGGAGCCCAAGACGCGCGAGGAAGCCCAGCAGAAGUGGAAGGCGAUGCAGUCGACGCCGGACGACCUGACGCUGCUGCGAGCAUACAAGCGCGCCGGCGUCGAGCCCAUCAAGAUCGCAAAAGAAAAGGGCAUCACGCUCCCCAACGAUAAAGAACCCCUCGACCCAAAGACCCAGGCCGCCCUCGACGAGCUCCGCCAGCCCCUCAACGUCCGCGCCGUCAAUCUGCGCCCGCUGCGCCGCGAACCCCAAUACGGCGUCCCCGUGUGCGAUCUGCAGCUGCGCACCUACUCGAUCCGCAACCUGCUGCUCUUCGCCGACUUCGCCGUGCGCGCCGCAUACUACAUGGGCCUUUCGGCACGCGGCCCCAUCCCUCUGCCCCGCAUAACCGAGCGCUGGACGGUCCCGCGAGACGUUUUCAUCUUCAAGAAGUCGCAGGAGAACUUCGAGCGCAUCACUAUGCGCCGCCUUAUUCAGAUCCAGGACGGGCACCCGGAUGUGGUGAAGGCGUGGCUGGCGUUCUUGACGGAGCACCAGUACCAUGGGGUCGGUAUGAAGGCGAAUAUUUGGGAGUAUGAGGACUUGGAGACGGCGACGCGGGCGGGUGAGGAGGUUGCGCCGGAUGAUGUCGGCAGGAGGAGGGAGGGCCCGAUGAUGGCCAAGGUGGAUGAGAUUCUGAAUAGCAAGGGCUUCAGGGAGGCCAUGAAGGGGCACAAGACCGGUGGCGAGAUUGAAUUCAGGCGGUAGACGACAGGACUGUACGAUACGGGCUUCGCAUUAUAGGCGUUGGAUGUGCCGGAUAUACAUUGUACAAACAUGUAGCAAGAUACUGGUCGAAUGUAGCAUUUGAGCAAAGCUUGGGGGCCCUCUUAGUCUCGCACGCUCUCGCCAGCCUUCGACGCGUCUUUGGGGUCUCGAGCCUGAAUCU